GUCAGGUAUCAGAGAAAUCUGAGCGAAGUCUAAAGCUCAGACCUUUCUAUCUCUCUUGUUUAUGUUUAGUGAGAAAAUCGUGGGCUGGAUAGAGCCAAGGCAAAACAAGGCGAUACCAGCUGUAGUCCAAAAUUAUGGCUAAUAAAGGGAAAAUAUUAAAAUAUGAUUUGCUAGGAUUUGCUGCCAUCCUGUUGAUUCAUCUGCAAGUGGUGAACUUACAAUUGCUCAAUGAGAUUUCUGACAUAAUUGUAGAGGUUAGCUUACCAGAAGAACAAAUGCCUCACCUAAGAAAAAUACGUGAAGGGACCCGUGUACUAAGCCUCUCACUGAAACUAACUCAGACAUUUAACUUUGACCUCAACAAUAAAGAUAGUGACGCAUAUACAACAUAUAAAAAUACAAUUCAGAGUUCAAUUGAACAAAGCUACAAAAAUGUACCUGGCUAUCAGCUCAACUCUGCAACAGUGACUGGUUUCAGACCUGGCAGUGUGAUUGCAGACUUCAGUAUUACCUCAACAACUAACAACAUUGAUUUGGCUUCAGCAAACCAACAGCUUGCUACCAAUCUCAUUAAUAGUGGAUUCAGUGUUUCUAGUGAUUUUCUCAGUCAAAGUGUGAAAGGAGAACUAACUAACAUCAAAGGAAACAUAUAUCCUGGGACAGACCUCAAUCUGACAUGUAAUCCUCCAGAGACAAAUGGUAUAAUUUGGACCCUGAACGGGAUUCGGUUACAGCAGUCAGACAACUAUGUGAUUAAUAAUGCUGAACUCACUGUGAAGAAUGCUGAUCCCACUGACAGUGGUCAAUAUUCAUGCAUAACAACAGUAAACUCUCUGCCCUAUAUAAUCUGGCAAAGCAUUACAAUUCAGCCAUAUCCCAAUAUUCAAGUGACCAGUAAUAAAACUGUACAAUGCGAGGAUACAACAGUCUCACUGCAGUGUUGUGUUCAGGGUGUAUAUAAGGUGGAAUGGACUGACACUACAACCUGCUCAAGUUCAACAGGAGGCUGCAUACCAUGUGACUAUAAAAUUAACAAACAGAAUUGCCAAACAAAACAGUUCAAAUGCCAACUAACACAAACUAUCAGCCAUUACAACUCAAAGACCAUUGAUAUACAAGUAAAAAACCAAGGAUUAAAGUGUUCUAAUAAUGUAUUUGGAGCUGGAAAUGAGGGAGAAAAACAGACUGCUAUCUGUGAUGGAAACAUGGUUGGCUAUAAAAAAGUUCAGUGUAUUUCAAAAAAGUGGACCAUUAUAGAAGACAACUGUGUUCUGCGUGCAAUUCAAAAUUUAAAAGAUGAAGCUGAGAAUUUACAGGUAGCAGCUAUCCCGCAGUUUAUGGCCAGCCUCAGUAGUAAUGCUACAUCACAGGCUGAAAACAUCAUUGACUCUGCAGCAACCAUAACAACAAUUGUAGACAUACUAACCAUCGUUUCAGGUCUCUCACAAACAACUUUUGUCAGUCAAACUAUUAUGACGGAUUUCAUAAAAACAGCCGAGGUCAUUGGAACAGAUGGUACAUUAGGCACUUGGAAGCAUAUAAACAAUAACAGUGCAACAAGUAGCACCAGUAAUAAACUUCUGAAUGCUACUGAGAACAUUGCACGUAGACUCCCAGAUGAAGACAUUAUAAUAACAACAAUCUUCACUUCUCUAGAAAAGAAAUCCAUUACUGCACCCUUUUCUAAAACAUUUGGAAAAAAUUUGACUAUGCAUAUAUAUAUUCCUGUGACUAAAGCCAAGACGUCCCUCACUGUCAUAAUCUCUUCGGCUUUUAACAACAUCUUACCUGUUCGAACUCUGACCAAAAAUAACAGCAGUCAGACUGGCACCAUGAUCAAUGGAGACGUAGCUGUGAUUGAGACAAACUCAACAAUUAACAACAUCUCUCUUUCUUUUGAUGUCAUAAAUACUACAUUGGGAAAACCUCAGUGUGUCUUCUGGAACUUUAAUCUUCUGAAUGGUGUUGGUGGAUGGGACUCGACUGGCUGUCAGUUAAAGCUCUUAGGGAAUGAAACUGAAAGAUACACAUGUGAGUGCAAUCACACAACUUCUUUUUCAUUCCUGAUGUCACCAUUUACGCUGGAUAAAGUCCAAGCCCUAAUCUUAGACUAUAUAACCUACAUCGGUGUUGGCAUUUCAAUGGGCAGCUUGAUUUUGUGCCUCAUCAUUGAAAUCAUCACAUGUAAAUCAGUGACACAAAAUGACACAUCCUUCAUGCGCCAUGUCUCCAUAGUCAACAUCGCUGUCUCACUUUUGAUUGCGGACAUUUGCUUCAUCAUUGGUACAGUUGUUGUCAAACAAAAGGGUUAUGAGGGUUACUGCAGUGCAGUAACAUUCUUCAUGCACUUCUUUUAUCUCGCCCUUUUCUUCUGGAUGUUGCUGAUAGCACUUUUGCUCCUCUACCGCACCCUCAUGGUCUUUUCCAGAAUGACCAGAGGAGCAAUGAUGGCCAUAGGUUUCACUGUCGGCUAUGGAGCCCCAUUAAUUAUAGCUGUCAUUACUGUGGCAUCUACAGCUGGAGGCAAAGGAUACAUUCAACAAGAAAAUAGCUGUUGGCUGAACUGGGAUAAAACAAAGGCUCUCCUGGCAUUUGUGAUUCCUGCUCUGACGAUUGUAGCUAUAAACCUCCUGGUGCUUAUUGUGGUUCUGUGGAAGAUGUUGAGGAGAGGAGUUAAUCCUUCUGAUCAGCCAGAUGAGAAACAUCACCUAGUGGUCAUUGCUAGAUGUGUGGCAAUUUUAACACCUAUCUUUGGUCUAACGUGGGUAUUCGGCAUCGGGACAUUGGUGUCAGCGAACUUUAGGAUUCAUGUAGUGUUCGCAUUCCUUAAUUCACUGCAGGGUUUAUUUAUUUUGAUGUUUGGAACAUUUCUGGUUAGUAAGGUCCGAGAAGCAUUGGUAGGAACAUUUUCACUGAUAAACUUAAGUUCUGGCCAGACUAGGAGUAUAGAACCAACAGCUGCCAGUAGAUUUCCUUGUUUUCAGAGAUUAUGGCAGAGAAAUGUGUACAGAGCACCAAGUAGUGCCAGUAUGUCUUCAUGCAACUCCGAUACAGAUUAUUGACAACUCAAAUACAAGACCCCUGCUAUAUGGAUCUGUAUAACUGCAAACAUCAAACAUUAUAUAGUAAGGGAGAGUGGGGACGGUGGCAACACUUUCUGCAUUUAGUUCAGUUUCUCAGAGACUGUCUAUAUGCAUUAACAAUGUACUGUAACACAUGCUGUAAUGUGUACAUAUGAUGAUAUAAACUAAAAUAAAACUAAUAUAAAAAUAAAAA
Molecule: messenger RNA, 3276 nt
Organism: Tachysurus vachellii
Lineage: Eukaryota; Metazoa; Chordata; Actinopteri; Siluriformes; Bagridae
Product: adhesion G protein-coupled receptor F5-like
Exons: 17
Coding region: 135-3062 (975 amino acids)
Biological process (GO): G protein-coupled receptor signaling pathway; cell surface receptor signaling pathway
Cellular component (GO): membrane
Molecular function (GO): G protein-coupled receptor activity
Source: RefSeq, a predicted model, not a curated record